CAACAGAGCCGCUUCAGCUCCAGAGGUUCGAAUUGUUACCCUCUGCUCUUCUUGUGCCACAGACCUCCCUGCGGCUGCCAGCUUGUUGUUGCCGUGAUCUUUCAUCAACCUGCGGAUUCGGCCAGCCGCCGUAUUGCCCCCGCACCUCGGCGACUUCUUUUUCACUUUUUUCGCUUGGCGCCUAUUUACAUCAUAGUUCGACUUAUUCUCUAAUCUCGCGCUUCAUAAACUGCCGCCGGCCAUACACCUGCCUCCCCACAACUUCCUCAAUUCUCAACAUUGUCACGCACGGUUUCACUGCUCACCUCACAGAUUCGACCGCAUUGGAGGAGAACCCUAUCAUCGAUAUAGCGACCACCCGCCUGAAGAGCCACUUACCCCGGACUUACAACCGCCAACCACCAUCAUCACCGUCAGCCGACUGACGUCUCAGGGAUCGGUUCGCCAAAAUGGCGUUCGUGGGGAGCACGGCCUUUACGGCCUAUGACCGCACUGAGCAGUCGAGCGGUGCCCCUCUCGCCCGCGCCCGGUCCGAGCAGGAUGUCAUUGACGAGGCUGCCAAGGGCACAAACACAUCUGGCGACUCGUCUCAUCGCGAGUUCAACCCAGCUUCCGGCGACGAGACACAAGUAGAGGACGACUCGGAGCUUGAGCGUAGAGAGUCGAUUGUCCACGAGCUCGCUCGGCGGUAUACAUCACACUCCCAUCGUGCCGGCAGUGUCAACCCCUUCCUCGAGACGGCCGAGGAUUCUCCCGUGAACCCGGCCUCCCCAAACUUCAAUGCCCGGGCUUGGGCCAAGGCGUUUGUCGCCAUGUCGGAGAACGACGGAUCCCUCUUCAAGUCUGCCGGCGUCUGCUACCAGAACCUGAAUGUGCACGGAUUUGGCCAGACCACUGACUUCCAAAAGAGUGUUGGCAACAUCGCUCUGGAAGGCGUGGGUUUGGUCCGCAAGCUAGCCGGUCUGAGCAAGCCCACCAAGAUCGACAUCCUCCGCAACUUUGACGGGUUGGUUCGGAAGGGCGAGAUGCUGGUGGUCUUAGGCCCGCCCGGCUCCGGAUGCUCGACUUUCCUCAAGACCAUUUCCGGAGAGACCAAUGGUAUCUACAUUGACGACAAGUCGUAUUUCAACUACCAGGGUAUCUCUGCGAAGGAGAUGCACUCCCACCACCGCGGUGAGGCGCUUUACACCGCCGAGGUCGAUGUCCACUUCCCCAUGUUGACCGUCGGCGACACCCUGACCUUCGCCGCCAGGGCCCGCGCCCCGCGCUCGCUGCCCGAUGGCGUCGACGCCGACACCUAUGCCGAGCACCUCCGCGAUACGACCAUGGCCAUGUUUGGCAUCUCGCACACAGUCAACACACGUGUCGGCAACGAGUAUGUUCGCGGUGUCUCCGGAGGCGAGCGCAAGCGUGUCACCAUCUCGGAAGCUGCUCUCAGCAGAGCACCGCUGCAGUGCUGGGACAACAGCACCAGAGGUCUCGACAGCGCCAACGCUGUCGAGUUCUGCAAGACCCUGCGCACGCAGACCGAGCUGUUUGGUACAACCGCCUGCGUUUCAAUCUACCAGGCGCCCCAGAAGGCCUACGACUGCUUCGACAAGGCCCUCGUUCUGUACGAGGGACGCCAGAUCUACUUUGGCCGCGCAGAUGCCGCCAAGCAGUACUUCAUCAACCUCGGCUUUGAGUGCCCUGCCCGUCAAACGGUUCCCGACUUCCUCACGUCCAUGACCAGCCCCCUGGAGCGCGUCUAUCGCGAGGGUUUCAAGGGACGCGCCCCGCGCACGCCUGACGACUUCGCCAAGGCAUGGCAGGAGUCUGCAGAGUACAAGGCUCUGCAAGCCGAGAUCGAGGUGUACAAGACUGAGCACCCGAUUGACGGCCCAGAUGCCUUGGCCUUCCGCACGGCCAAGCGUGAGCAGCAGGCCAAGGCACAGAGAGCAAAGUCGCCAUACACUCUGUCAUUUGGCCAGCAGGUGAAGCUUUGCCUGUGGCGUGGAUUCCGCAGACUUAUUGGCGAUCCCAGCUUGACUGUGGGGGCACUCAUUGGCAACGUCAUCAUGGCACUCAUCAUUGGCAGUGUGUUCUACAACCUGGACCAGACCACAUCGAGCUUUUUCCAACGUGGUGCCCUCCUCUUCUUCGCCUGUCUGAUGAACGCUUUCGCCAGUGCUCUCGAGAUCCUGACACUCUACGCGCAACGACCCAUCGUCGAGAAACAUAGCCGCUAUGCCUUGUACCACCCCGCUGCCGAAGCCGUCGCUUCAAUGAUCACAGAUUUGCCCUACAAAGUCGCCAACUGCAUUGCCUUCAACCUUGUCCUGUACUUCAUGACAAACCUGCGGCGGGAGCCUGGCGCUUUCUUCUUCUUCCUAUUCCUCUCCUUCAUCACUGUCCUGGUCAUGAGCAUGAUCUUCCGCACCAUUGCCUCCGGCUCGAGAACCCUGUCUCAAGCCAUGGUACCCGCUGCCGUCCUCAUUCUCGACCUCGUCAUCUUCACGGGAUUUGUCAUUCCAAUCGCCUACAUGCCUGAGUGGUGUCGCUGGCUCAACUACGUCGACCCUCUUGCGUACGCCUUCGAGUCGUUCAUGAUCAACGAGUUCAGCGGACGGCAGUUCCAGUGCAAUCAAUUUGUGCCCAGCGCCUUGGUUCCCGGCUUCGAAAACAUUUCCGACCAAUAUCGAGCAUGCAGCGCCGUCGGCAGCGUCCCUGGGCAGCCUUUCGUGGACGGUGACACCUACAUCACGAGCGCCUACCAAUACCAGGCAGUGCACAAGUGGCGCAAUGUGGGCAUCAUGUUUGCCUUCAUUAGCUUCUCCUUGAUGACCUACAUUGUUGCUGCCGAGCUCGUCUCGGAGAAGAAGUCCAAGGGCGAGGUGCUCGUCUUCCGUCGUGGCCACAAGCCCGCGCAGUUCAAGGAGCGCAAGGGCGACGAUGAAGAGGGUGCCAAGGUCGGACCUGUCAUCACCAAUGCAAGCCGCGCUCGUGCCGAGAAGGGUGGUGCCAACAUCCACGCCAGCGAGAGUGUUUUCCACUGGAACAAUGUCUGCUAUGAUGUCAAGAUCAAGAAGGAGAACCGUCGCAUCCUCGACCACGUUGAUGGCUGGGUCAAGCCGGGUACUCUGACUGCGCUGAUGGGCGUUUCUGGAGCUGGAAAGACCACCCUCUUGGAUGCGCUUGCCAGCCGUAUCACCAUGGGUGUUAUCACUGGUGAGAUGCUGGUUGAUGGCAAGCUUCGAGACAACUCUUUCCAGCGCAAGACUGGCUACGUGCAGCAACAGGAUCUCCACCUAUCGACCUCUACCGUUCGCGAGGCGCUCAACUUUUCUGCCCUACUCCGCCAGCCCGCGGACGUCCCGCGCGAGGAGAAGCUUGCGUACGUCGAUGAGGUUAUCAAGCUACUUGAUAUGGAAGAAUACGCCGACGCCGUCGUCGGUGUCCUCGGAGAGGGUCUCAAUGUCGAGCAGCGCAAGCGCCUCACCAUCGGUGUUGAGCUGGCCGCCAAGCCACCAUUGUUGCUCUUUGUUGACGAGCCCACCUCUGGCCUCGACUCGCAGACUUCAUGGGCCAUUCUCGACCUGCUUGAGAAGCUGACCAAGAGCGGCCAGGCUAUCCUCUGCACCAUUCACCAGCCUUCUGCUAUGCUCUUCCAGCGUUUCGAUCGCCUGUUGUUCCUGGCCAAAGGCGGCAGGACUGUUUAUUUUGGCGAUAUUGGCGAAAACUCCCGGACCAUGACCAAGUACUUUGAGCGCCACGGCGCUCCGGCUUGUCCUCCAGACGCCAACCCUGCCGAAUGGAUGCUUGACGCCAUUGGUGCUGCUCCUGGCAGUCACACCGACGUCGACUGGUUCCAGACCUGGCGGGACAGCGAGGAAUACGCUGCGGUGCAAGCCGAGUUGCAGCGCCUCAAGGACGACGCUCCGGAUGGUCCUGCCGCCACGGAAGAUGACCAGUCUUUCCGCGAGCACGCUGCCCCUUUCUUCAAGCAGCUCACCACUGUCACCCACCGUGUUUUCCAGCAGUACUGGCGCACGCCGUCGUACAUUUAUGCCAAGGCUGCUCUCUGCAUCUCCGUCGCCCUCUUCAUUGGUCUCGUCUUCUUGAACGCUCCCCUCACUCAGCAGGGUCUUCAGAACCAGAUGUUUGCCAUCUUCAAUAUCCUCACGGUGUUCGGCCAGCUUGUCCAACAGACCAUGCCUCACUUCGUCGUCCAGAGAAGUCUAUACGAAGUUCGCGAGCGCCCGUCCAAGGUGUACAGCUGGAAGGUAUUCAUGCUGUCGCAGAUCAUUGUGGAGAUUCCCUGGAACACUCUCAUGUCUGUGUUCAUGUUUGUGUGCUGGUACUACCCUGUCGGUUUGUACAAGAAUGCCGCCUACUCUGGUGCCCAGACUGAGCGCGGCGCUCUUGCCUUCCUCUUCAUCUGGGUCUUCCUGCUCUUCACCUGCACAUUCACAGACAUGAUUAUUGCUGCUUUCGAGACGGCCGAGGCCGGUGGCAACAUCGCCAACCUCUUGUUCUCCCUCUGCCUGAUCUUCUGCGGUGUCCUCGCCGGCCCUGCAAGUCUCCCUGGCUUCUGGAUCUUCAUGUACAGGAUCAGUCCCUUUACGUAUCUGGUGUCUGGUCUUCUGUCGACGUCGGUCGCCAAUGCCCCCGUCACGUGUGCAGAGAACGAGUUCAUCAAGUUCAACCCGCCGCCGUCCUCCACGUGUGGAGAAUACCUGGCCAGCUACACGGCUGUGGUGGGCGGAGAGCUGCAGAACCCGGACGCCACAUCAAACUGCUCUCUAUGCCAACUCACCGACACCAACGCCUUCCUGGCUCAGGUCAACAUCUCAUAUGAUGACCGGUGGCGCAACUUUGGCAUUAUUUGGGCGUUCAUCAUCUUCAACAUCUUUGGCGCCCUCUUCCUGUACUGGCUCACUCGCGUGCCGAAGGGCAAGAAGUCUGCCGAUAAGACCGACGCCAAGAAGGGCGGAAAGGCUGUCCCGGAGACGUCCAGAGAGAAGACGGCAGACUCUACUGGCAGCAGCAACGCUGCUGCUUGAGCGCGACGAGUCCGGAUCGUCUGCAAAUUUUCCGCGUAUAUACUAUCUGUUUAAUAUCUCGUUUAGAUCAUGUGCACCAUUUCCAUUUUUUUUAUAGAUUAUAUGUGUCGGCGUUUGGGAUACAAUCUUUUAUAGGUCUCAAGAGUUCCAGGCCUGUCAGAAAGCAGUCUAGUGUUUGGUAAAUGAUUUAGAGAAACCAUCUUUUACAAGUACAACACCGCUUCUUCCCUUUGAUCUG
Molecule: messenger RNA, 5280 nt
Organism: Microdochium trichocladiopsis
Lineage: Eukaryota; Fungi; Ascomycota; Sordariomycetes; Xylariales; Microdochiaceae
Product: ABC-2 type transporter-domain-containing protein
Exons: 2
Coding region: 450-5042 (1530 amino acids)
Biological process (GO): transmembrane transport
Cellular component (GO): membrane
Molecular function (GO): ATP hydrolysis activity; ABC-type transporter activity; ATP binding
Source: RefSeq, a predicted model, not a curated record